GUUACUCAGUCAACACUCACAUUACAGACUGCAACAAUUCCAGCUAACAUAAUAAAAAAAAAUAGUCUCAGUAUGAAGCUGGGUUUUCUGCCAAGUAGAAUCCUCUCAUAUAAACGGAGCAAAGCACCUUUAAUAUCAGUCAGAGCCACAUCUGCAUGCAGCAGGAUGUCAGCUCUCAUUACACUGCAUUUGUGAAAUUAUAUUAGACACUGGCAAAAAAAGAAGAACUAGAUAAUGUGCUGUAAAAUGUGCUGUAAUGGAUAUUUCUAACACAAUUUGAAGGGGGGUUUGCAGUGUUUUUCUUCAACUAGCUGACUCUCUUGAAAUUUCAAUUAUAUAGAUGUAUUGAUCCACGAACAAGCUGCAGAUUCUUCAGUAUUAAAAAAUUUCAGAUUUUGUUGAUUUCUUUGCUGCAGAAUUUAUCUCAAUUAUUUCUACUUUGAUUGAUACCUUCUCCCCGCCUCUCUUUACCAUUGGAGGUCUACUUCCUCACCAGAGGAAAACAAUUUCAUCCACUGGCUCCACCUCAUUCUCCAUUCGACCGUAGAGAGAGUGUGUAGGGGACAACAAGCUUUAUAUUCCUUUCUGCGGGCUGCAAAUCAACAGACUAAAAAGCAUCUCUUCAAUCUGUGGAAAAAGGGAGGAGUUGAGUUCUGGGCAGCUAUUGCACAAAGAGAGAAACCAGUGAAAUCUGCUAGUAUUGUCUGCUACUGGAGAGGGAGCUGGGGGAGUGAAGGAUCUGAGCAACAGGGGUAAGCCUCUCCGGAUUUUCAAAGUGAUUGCCUAUGGGACUGAAGUCGUCGCUUACAUCUGCAAUUAUCACGUUCAUUUAUCUAUUGGUGAAGGACUGCUGAUGGUUACGCUUGAUGUUGAUUUGUUAAUGGAGUGAUUCAGCUGUUUUUCCUCAUAAAGGAAUCAUUAUGUAAAUCAAUUUUACCUCCCCCAAGGAGCACAGUUUCUUUUGUUUAUAUCUUCACGGCAAAGAAUUUUCAAGCCUGAACAGUGGGACGGCUAAACAUUAGGACUCCAGUCACUGUUACCUGGAAUUUGUGAUACACAAACUUGGAGAUGGUUGUGGAGAAAGCCACUGUGUGUAAAUUAGAGAUGUCUGCAGUGGGCUACUAAGAUUCAGCGUUUCAUAAAGAAGAGCCUGCCUGGAUGCGAACAAUUAUGGUUGAAGCGCCCACAUCUGGAUCAGGUCCCCUGGGUCCACGCAGUCAAAAUGACGCCCAAGAGACAACUCUCAAAAACACAGAGUCCAGCUCGCUUAAACCAACGUGGAAAGAGAUCACAGUGGAUUUCAUUAUGAGGACCAAGAUCCAUGGUUUGAAGUUUGUUUUCUCUCCGGACAAGUCAAAACCACAACGAGUCAUCUGGAUCAUGGCCUUCUUUGUUUGUGUCAGUCUCCUCGUCACCUGGUCCUGGAAUCGAAUCCUCUACCUGAUGUCCUACCCUGCUGUCACAAAGAUCUACAUGGUGUGGGCUCACAACAUGUCUUUCCCAGCUGUUACUUUCUGCAAUAAAAAUGUGUUCCGUGUGUCCACUCUGACUAAGGAUGACCUGUAUCACAGCGGCUACUGGAUGGACCUCAUGUAUCCUAAUCACACAGUCAUGGAGAGGAGCCUGUCCAUCCUUAAAGACAGUCACAAGCAGGGUCUCCUGAGCCUGCUGGAUUUCAACAACUACAGCCCUCACCCUGAUUACCGCAUCAACACCACCGAGAUGAUGGGACGCCUUGGCCAUCGGUUGGAGGACAUGUUGCUGGAGUGCAGGUUCCGUGGGGAAACCUGCACCUACAAAAACUUCAGUACUGUAUGUACAGAAAGAAAGGUGGUGUUUGUCAGGUGUAGAUUUGAAUGUUGUUUGUAAGAUAU
Scatophagus argus is the source of this 1874-nucleotide messenger RNA. Its product is annotated as acid-sensing ion channel 1-like. Gene Ontology annotation, cellular component: membrane. Lineage: Eukaryota; Metazoa; Chordata; Actinopteri; Scatophagidae. The coding region runs from base 1159 to 1869 and encodes 236 amino acids. Gene Ontology annotation, biological process: sodium ion transmembrane transport. The transcript has a single exon. The record is from RefSeq and is a predicted model, not a curated record.